Molecule: messenger RNA, 3532 nt
Organism: Sycon ciliatum
Lineage: Eukaryota; Metazoa; Porifera; Calcarea; Leucosolenida; Sycettidae
Product: alpha-1,6-mannosyl-glycoprotein 2-beta-N-acetylglucosaminyltransferase-like
Exons: 9
Coding region: 399-1829 (476 amino acids)
Biological process (GO): protein N-linked glycosylation; oligosaccharide biosynthetic process
Cellular component (GO): Golgi stack; Golgi membrane
Molecular function (GO): alpha-1,6-mannosylglycoprotein 2-beta-N-acetylglucosaminyltransferase activity
Source: RefSeq, a predicted model, not a curated record
AAUUGUGUUGAUUUCGUGUACAAACAAUAAUAAUAAUAUUAUUAUAUACUUCCCGUCGUCUCCUGAAGCAAGUUGUCUGCCUACCCGAUAUUGGGUUCAUAUUGGGAUUUUCCUGACCGAGGGACAGGCUGUCUUCAGCUGACACACAGAAACUCAACUGCUUUUGAGUGAGUUGCAGCUAAGCCCAAAUCGCCUUGGAAAACAGUGUUUCUCGCUGCUAAUACAUGUAGAGACACUGGUCAGAACAAGGCCCAGUAUGUCAACGCGUUAGAAGUGACGGGAAACUGAGAGCGGCCGUUGCCACUUGCUUUGUUGCUGUGGAGACCGGAAAGAACUGCGUGCCGCGCUUGGCAAUGCCGCUGCCGUGCUCGGACUACUGACGCGUGACGGACCGGACCAUGCACGGUCGCUGCCCCGUAUUGACGAAGUCGUCAUGGCGGCUUGUGCUGGUGUCCAUGCUGGCAACACAGGUUGUCGGCUUUCUGCUGAUGGUGGGCUUCUCCCCACGCCCGGACAUCGAGUCAUCUGUGUACGUGAAAGCUGAGUUUCCGGCGAUUCAGCCCCACCCCGAUCACCUGUCAAUGACGUCAGCCAGUAGUCAUGCGUCCAGUGCAAAAGACCUAUUUCGAGAAAGUAACUUUCCGCCUGGCUCUGUGGCCAGAGGCCCAAGUGCUGACAUCCCACAGGUACUCGCCGGUGAGGCACUGGAUGAUGCAGUCAUUGCACUAUACAAGCAGCGCGUCUCGGAGCGUAACCGCCGCUUGGUCAUCCUGAACGAGGCCAAGUUCGGCGCCGUGUCGCCGAGCGACGUCGUGAUUGUCGUCCAGGUGCACCGGCGCGUGCGUGAGCUGGAGCUGUUCCUGUCGGGGCUGGCGAAGGCGCGUGGCGUGGAGUCCAGUCUACUCAUUGUCAGCAUGGACUACAUUACGCCAGGCCUGGAAAACAUCAUUGGCAAUAUCACCUUCUGCAGGGUGUUACCUAUCUACUUCCCCCAUUCGAUUCAGCUGCAUCCACGAGAGUUUCCCGGCACUGAUCCGCAUGAUUGCAAGCCGUCCUUAUCUAGACAAGAGGCUGAGGUGGCUGGCUGCGGGAAUGCGGGCAACCCUGAUUCGUACGGUCACUACCGGGAUGCUGGCAUCACGGCCACUAAGCAUCACUGGUGGUGGAAGUGUGCGUUUGUGUUUGAUCGGAUUCCCGCACUGCACAAUCACACCGGCUUCAAACUGUUCGUCGAAGAAGACCACUAUCUCGCUCCCGACUUCCUGCAUGUUCUCAACCUGAUGGAGAAGUCCAGCAUUGAGGAUAAGAGGAACGUAGACUUCUUCUCUUUAGGCAGGCAACGGAAGAAAUUGGGCAAGGGAGACCGGGUCCGCUUCAGUAAGAUCAGCAAUGGAGACUUCUCGCAGUUCGAGGCAGGCAUGUGGAAUUCUGCGGUUUACAACAUGGGUUUCGCCUUCAAGAGGACGGUCUGGACCACUGUGAAGAGUUGUGCACAGGUGUUUUGUACAUAUGACGAUUACAACUGGGAUUGGACACUGUUCCAUCUUGGCAAGUCGUGUCGGAACACGCCCUUCGAGGUCAUGGCCGCGCUCGCGCCCAGAGUCUAUCACUUUGGCAUGUGCGGCGUGCACUUCAAGAUGAAGAACUGUAAUCCUGCUGAUGCUCUCACGGAGUACAUACAGUUCCUCGACGGCAACCGGUAUAAGCAAUUUCCGACAGGCAUAACCAGUAUCGUGCCCGUGGCCCGCAUGCGCCGAAACGUGAAGCCCUUCGGUGGCUGGGGAGACCGCCGCGACGUACAGCAGUGCAUGUCAUUCAUUGGCUCAUAGCGACGGGACAUACAUUACUCCAGUGAUAUCAUUCAUUGGCUCAUAGCGGCAGCUAGGACAUACUCCAGUGAUGUCAUUCACUAGGUCAUAGUGGCGUGACGUACGGCAGUGUAUGUCAAUCGCUGGGUAAUGGCGGCGGGACAUACUCCAGUGAUGUAAUUGACUGGCUCAUAGCGGCUGGACAUACUCCAGUGAUGCAGUUGACUGGCUCAUAGCGGCGGGACAUACUCCAGUGAUGUCAUUCACUGGGUCAUAGCGACGGGACAUACUCCAGUGAUGUCAUUCAUUGGCUCAUAGCGGCGGGACAUACUCCAGUGCGGGCAUGUCUGGGUGCCGCCACUUUCCACCACAGGAGUGCUUACCGCUCAGGUAGGGUGUGUUGCCACGGCGGUUCGUGACCGUCCUUGAUCUCGUAGCGGCACUGUACCUUACCUUUAAUACUGACCAUUCAUGAAAAGAUGAUUCUGAAGUCUAUCUCUCCAAAAAGCAAGCCAUAACAAGAAUAGGAUAUCGGCCAGGUUUUGCCCCCCAGCACUGAAUUGGAGGAAAACCAUGAAAAUCCAGGCCGUUCACACCACUUGCAUAACAGUACAUUGCGCGGGUUCGAACCCCAGCUGAAGUACCUUUUUGGACCCCUUUUCAAGUUCCAAGUCUCGCGGCAUGCACUGCACCGUGUACCACAAAAUCACGAAAAAUCGCCAAAUACGGGAUCUAGCCAGCGCCAGCGCUCUGAAUGGACUGAAUGGACAAAGGACAGUGUCACUAGCAAUUACCUGUAUUCUGUGCAACCCUACUAGCUGCUGUUGCCUUGAAUAUGUUGAUGGUAACUUAUCUAACGUUAACACCUCUAUUUACCAUUUUAAUACUCUUUCACUGAUCCUAUAUCAUUCUGAUACUAGUUUAUCAGUUUGACACACACCUGGCGUUGUCCUGCACCUAUUACCAGUCACUAUCUCCUCAUCCUCUGCUUUAUUUCGAGUCAAUCUACCUCCUGGAGCAGGCUGUGGUCUUUGUUGUGCGACAGCUGGUCUGGUGCAGGGUGCGCAUGCAUACACGCACAUACCUCAGACCUCAGACAUGCCCAUCGCGGGAGCGAUGAUAGCGAACAGCUAUGUUAGACAUAGCAACUUGUGCUGGGAUUACACCAUUCAACAGCUUGCAAGGCUGAUGAAUUGACCGCCACUAUUUUUAGCCUGGUAUCCACCACACGCACAUACACACACACACACACACACACACACACACACACACGCACACACACACACACACACGGAUACUGAAAGGUGAUGUGAGUCCGGGGCCGGGCGGAUGCCAUGUUUCACCGCGUUGGAUACAGCGGUGCAGAGACGGCGCUCGGGUUGGUUAACAGUUUUGAUGAGAUUGGACACUACACCUUAGUCCACAUUUUGACCACCAGCGAACAAACUCUGCAUGCAAGCUUUUUUUUCAGGCACACCACGCUUCCAUAAAUCUAAUUUGAGUGUGAGGCUGCAUGGUAGCCGGAUGAAAAUGAUGCAAUCGCAUUGGCUGUCUUAGUGACAGGAAUGAACAAGGAAUCAUCGCCACGCGCGCGUCUUCAAGGAUAGCGGAAGGUCAAGAACUGAGGUGAAAUCGUUUCGCGCACACAUAGUCAUUGUAUUGUGUUCAAUAGGCUUAUAGCUGUUCAACUCUUCAUGAUUAUAUUUCGAUCACCUUGAGGUGUG